AAAUCUUUUUUAGGUAUAAAUAUUCGCCAAUUUUCAUAGCAGGAGGAGUCGUCAAGGAGUCGUCAAGGAGUCGUCAAAGGAGUCAUUUUUUGAUUUUUGGAAAAAUGUUACCUCUGCUAGUGAUUUUAGUUUUCCAUUUCUUCGCCGAAAUCCAAGGGAAUUUUGUACAUAUUGACAAACCGUCUGGACCUAGAAAAAUGUUACCAUAUUCAGAACCUCCAUCUCACCCAUGUGCGAGGAUUUGUAAGAAAGGAGCAUCUCCAAUGACAUGUAGAUACACUUUCGAAGUUGAGUAUUACUACACUAUGGGCAGGGCAUGUUAUGAUUGCCCAUUCAACGUUACUGAUUGUUAUCGUCCCGGCUGCAUACCAGCAGAAGGAAGUAAAAGAGGAGCAGUCAGUGUCAAUAGGCAAAUUCCUGGACCAGCUAUAGAGGUAUGUCUGGGAGAUCGUAUUGUAGUAGACGUGGUAAACAAAAUGACAAGCGAGUCAACAACAAUGCAUUGGCAUGGAAUACACCAGAAAGAAACACCAUAUGCGGAUGGGGUGCCGUAUGUAGCUCAGUGCCCAACCCUGCCUUAUGACACUUUCAGAUAUAGCUUCGAUGCACUUCAAGCCGGCACUCAUUGGUACCAUUCCCACAUUGGAAUGCAAAGAGCUGACGGUGACUUUGGGCCAAUGGUUAUUCGUAUUCCUGACGAGGAUAAUGUACUAGCUGGAUUUUAUGAUUAUGACUUAUCUUCCCAUAUAAUAUCCAUCUGCGAUUGGGACGACAGUUUGUCUUUGGAAAGAUACUUGGGUCAUGUAAACAGUGAUGGCGGUAACAAACCCAAAUCAAUAAUCAUAAAUGGUUUAGGAAGAAACAAGGAAUUUGAAAAAGAUGGCAAAAUUAUACACAUGCCCACCGCCAGAUUUUUCGUAGAUCAGGGAUAUAGGUACAGAUUCAGAGUUUUGAAUUCGGGUGUUAUGAACUGCCCUCUUGAAUUAUCUAUCGACAAUCACACUUUUACGCUGAUCAGUACGGAUGGAAAUGAUGUUAUGCCAGUAGAAGCUAAGUCACUCAUUAUUUUCUCUGGGGAACGAUUCGAUAUAAUUGUUGAAGCUAAUCAGAUGGAUGAUCUUUACUGGAUUCGUGUCAAAGGAUUGCAAGACUGCGGCCCAGACUAUAACAAAGUCUUUCAACUAGCCGUCUUACACUACACAGGAGCAGAUGCAACUCUCGAAAAUCAUCCCAAGGAAGUUGUUGAUUAUGAGAAUGCUCAUCUAGAAGGACUUCAAAUCAACAGUAUUACUGGAGAAAGUAGUGAAAAUUUCCUAAGUAUACCAGAUUUACAGGCCAUACAAGAAUGGGAUGAAUCACUGAAAGAAAAACCCGAUUUCAAGUAUAUUAUUUCAUUCGACUUUGAGGCGAUCAAUAAUUCAGAUUUCCAGAGUAAACCAAACCUUAGAUUCAAUAAUCUUGACGUAGAAAGAAAGAGAAAAACACCACAACUCAAUCAUAUUUCAUUGAAGAUGCCAAAUUUUGCUCUCCUUCCCAGUAGAAAUCAAGUCUCAGAUGACAUUUUUUGCAAUAAAGAAAAUAUGGUUGAUCAAAAUUGCACAGUGGAGGAGUGCAAAUGUUACCAUGCCGUGAAAAUUCCUCUAAAUGCUACAGUUGAGUUGAUUUUUAUUGACGAAGCGGCAGGGUCAGUUGGUAAUCACCCAAUGCACCUCCACGGUUUCAACUUUAGGGUUGUUGGUAUGGAAAAAAUUGGAGACAGUGUCACUCCCGAGGAAAUUGAAUCCAGAGAUAAGUUGGGACUUCUCAAAAGGAAUUUAGUCGAUGCUCCCUUGAAAGAUACCGUCAAUGUUCCGGCUGGUGGAUAUACUAUUGUUCGAUUCCAAGCUUCAAAUCCAGGUUACUGGAUUCUUCAUUGCCACCUGGAAUUCCAUGCUGAAUUGGGUAUGUCGAUGCUUCUACAGGUAGGAGAAAAAGAAGAUAUGGUACCAGUUCCUGAUAACUUUCCAAGCUGUGGAGAUUAUACACCUGAUUGGUGAAAUAGAAAAUAAAAUAUUGUGAAAUAUCCAAAUUAUCGUUCUAUUAUCAAACUGUUACUAGUGGCAAUUGAUAGAGAGUGAAAUCGAAAUCAUGAUCUGAAAUAUUUUUGAAGAGGUAAUGGUUGAAGUAACUUCUCUCUUUUUCUCUUUCACUUGUACUGAAUGUAAAAGAUUUAUGGUAUACCACCAUAUUUCCCCUCAAACCUAAAUUUUUCAAAGAUGUACUUAAAUACUUGUAUAACUCACACACACACAUUUUUUGUUUAUUUUGAAGUAAUAUAUGUUUUGAACAAAA
Molecule: messenger RNA, 2331 nt
Organism: Leptinotarsa decemlineata (Colorado potato beetle)
Lineage: Eukaryota; Metazoa; Arthropoda; Insecta; Coleoptera; Chrysomelidae
Biological process (GO): iron ion transport
Cellular component (GO): plasma membrane
Molecular function (GO): copper ion binding; oxidoreductase activity
Source: RefSeq, a predicted model, not a curated record